GGAGCCCAGCAAGCAUUUGGGUGACGUUGAUUAGCACUAAAAAAUGGUCUGCAACUGAAUGCUGUUGUUGUGAUGUUUAAUGUAAAUUCUGUCAGAUAGUUCAGAUUUACCUAUGAAAUAUCCGAGGAGUGGGUCAAACCAUUACGCAAUAGGCUAUAGAAGCUAGUCAAAAAGUAACACAAUAAAAUUGAGUUAAAAAAAAUGGAGAGAACAGCAGUAUGAAUCAACCAUCUGGAUUUUCAAGAUGGAAAUGAAACAUUCUUCAGCAUCAUAUGAAUCAAAACGGAAAGCUCAGAAAGAAGAAGCAAAUGAAACUAGUUUGUUUAAAAAGGCGCGGUAUGAGUGGCAGAUAAAGGGCGAGUCAAGCAAAGAUGCUAAAAUUCAUAAGUAUUGUACAACUGAGGUACAACUUGGUCUUGACAGGACAGAACAGGACAUUGUGACAUGCAGCAAGCUUCAGGAGGAUGCAGCCUCAACAAAACUUAAGUUGAUAACUGGUAACAAUGCCUCAUUCCAAAGUGAAAUCAAGCAUGUUAAUAACCCAGAUUUCACUUCACAAGGCCACACUUCUUCAAGUGAGAAAGGACAGAGAUGUGGAGAUUUCAGUCAUGUAUCGUUGUAUAAUGGACAUCCUGCUGGCACCUUUGAAUCUCCAAAGUAUAGAGGAACUUUAGCUUGUGUUGACCCGGUAGUAAGUGACAGGACAGCAUCCAACAAUUCCCUGCAGACAUUUCAGAUCACACAAACAAAGGAGAGUAGUUCUGCUUUACCUGAAUUACAUGCAACGGAUCAGUCAGAUAUUGACACAAAUUUAGAUAGCAGAGGUGCAUUUGUUGGACUAUCCUCAAAUAUAUCUUCGAUUAGUAGCAGAAGAGCAUACAAUCCUCGUUCUUCAACAACAUCAACAAAUUCAAACGAAUUGCAGUUCGACAGUUUUCUAGCUAAGCGCCAAAACAGUCAUAUAGCUAAAGCAGUGGUAGACAACGCCAUUAAUAAGACACUGGAGGACAUGGGGGUUUCUCCAGACAAUAAUAAUGACAGUUUUGUCAAUGGAAAAUGUAAUGUAGAGGAUGCUGGAAUAUCCCAAGCCAUACAGAGUCGGGGCCUCAUCCCUCAACACCAGACUUUAGACAGUCAGGACAUCAUCUCUCAGCACCAGGCAGUGUGCGGUGCUAGAUUAGCACCAAUUCUCUCCCAUGUAACACACCUAUCAGACAUGGUUUUCUCUCAAGGUCACUUCCAGCCAAAUUGUUUGGCAGACACACAGGACAUCAUCCUUGAUCAGAACUCAACUUUUGCUGCAACUUCAGUUGCAACAUCUGUAUCUGCGUCCAGUUCUGACCUUCUUGACCAGGCUGUGUCCAUGGCAAUAUCAUCCCGGGGCUUGGCCCUUCAGAGGGAUCUAGAUGUUUUAUAGCCUAUUGUGUGCAAUAAUUGUUUUAGCAACGCUAGCCAAGUAAUCAAUUCACUGCCUUCUAUUGCUAGUGUAUACAUAUAUUUUCAUGUUAAUAAAUUGUACAUGCAUGUACUACGUAUACAGGAAACAAUAAUGAAAUUUGAAUCACCUUAUAAUUUUCAUUUCCUCGUAUAUAUAUAUACAAGGUUCUCCCUAGAUUAUUUUGAAGCUCUAGAUAUUUGAAUUAUAACCCUUGGUAGCAUGUAUCACUAGCUUUUGUGAAGCCUGUUGAUAUAAGGAAAAACAGCUUAGAUGCAGAAUAAAUUGCAGUUGUAUGUACCAUGGUUAACCUCAGAGUCGUUAUUGUAGGAAGUAUUGGUAUUGUAUAAUUAAAACAACGGACUGCAUGUGUCUUUUUCUUUGCCUUAUUUAUUCCGUUUUCCUUCAUUAUGAUCAUGAUCAUAACUCAUGAGAUUGUUCGGUGCACUAUAUAUACUAAGAGCUGCAAUAGUUAUAUAGCUGUAGUCUUUAAAGUGAAUUUACGUGUAACUUUAGACUUGAAUAUCUUUGUUAGUUAUAUAUGAUUAAGGACUUUUCAGUUUUUACAAUAGACAUACACAUAAAUGUAUCAUUGUAACAAUGCAUCAAACAUUUUUAAGAUUGAAAAAAUAUCAAUUGUUAUAUUGAGCGAUUUAAUGACCUAUCAAUGUGUGCCGUUGUUGUAAAUUGUUGGUUGUUUUAUAUUUCAAUUGCCAGUAGUCAUGAUACAAUAUAUAUUAUUCAUUAACUCAUUCACCCCUGAAAACACA
Mizuhopecten yessoensis (Yesso scallop) is the source of this 2205-nucleotide messenger RNA. RefSeq lists its product as uncharacterized. The record is from RefSeq and is a predicted model, not a curated record. NCBI's taxonomy places the organism in Eukaryota, Metazoa, Mollusca, Bivalvia, Pectinida, Pectinidae. Bases 245 to 1417 code for a protein of 390 amino acids. The transcript has 2 exons.